AUAGUUCCUGGUGUUGUUCUUGGCAAUUUUCCUGGAUCUGCAGAGCUGCAGAAAUCACGUCCAUGGUGCCUCUUGAUGGUCUGAAACCACAUUGAGACUCGGGAAGGAUUUCUUUGUUAAGAGGGAGCAGUUGGUUCACCAGAAUUGGAGUAAGGAUCUUCCCAGCAAUGGAGAGGAGGGAGAUAGCUUCCAUGGUUAGACUUAUCAAGGCUUGCCACCUGUUCCUUCUUUAUCAAGAACAAGCUUUGCUGAAUUUUCCAUUAGGGAACGAAUGAGAGAGAAAUUAAAAGCUGCAAGGUCUAAAGCAGAAAGUGCUUUGUUGCAAGAAGUCCCCAGUCUCCCACCACGCUGUAUAAAAAGCCUCAGAGAGAGGGAAUCAGAAACCGUAUUGCAUGAAGAGUCAUAUAAAGAUGGACCAAGGGAGAUACAAGAAGACAAACCCCAAAUACCUUCAAGAUUAAAGUUUCGUGAUUCUUUCAAACUCAAGCAGAAGCCACAUGUCCAGAGUGAUUUUCCUUCUGCAGAGGAAGCAUAUAAUUUUUUUACAUUCAAUUUUGAUCCUGAACCAGAGAAUAUAAAGGAUGAGACCAAGAGCAAGAAAGAUAGAGAAUCCAAUCGGGAGGAAGAGGUGGAAGAACAAGAAUCUGAAAUAAGCCAUCAGGAGGAACAAGAUGAUGAUGAAAUGGAUGAAGAGGAUCACCUUGUUAAAGAAGAUGAGUUAUUCCUAAUAGAACAGACAGUCAGUGAUUUUCUGGUAGUAAAACCUGCAGGUUAUGAAAGCUAUUCUGAGCAACUGAAGAAGGAAAGAGACGUUCUCUUCAUUCCCAGUAUGAGAACAGUGCCUGCUUCUCAGAAGGUGCCUACAAACAUGCAGCCAAGGUACCUUGAGGAUGAGGGUCUUUAUACAGGAGAAAGGCCCACUGUGUCAUUCUCUAAUCAAAACAUCCUGGAAAAUAGAAUAAUCAGACAGGAGCAGGGGAAAGCAUGGUUUGGAGAUGAUGGCAAUAUCUUAGCAUUGCCCAAUCCGAUUAAGCCAUCUCCCACAAGGCCUCCAAUAUUUUCAUUGGAAGAAGGAAUAAAACCAGAACUGGAAACAGUAUAUAGAAAGGCAAUAAAACUGAUGCCUGCGAACCAAUAUAUUGUUGGCUCUGGGGAUCCUCAGGGCCAGUUUCAAAUGGACAUAGAUAUUUCUGGGUUAAUAUUCACCCAUCAUCCUUGUUUUAGUCGUGAGCAUGUUCUGGCAGCAAAACUGGCUCAGUUAUAUGAUCAAUAUCUAGCAAGAAAACAUCGAAAUCUUGCCCAACUUCUUACAGAUAAGCUACAUGCUCUGAGGAAUGCUGUGGGAUGUAAUGUGGACAUCAAUAGAACCAAUAUACCUAACCCUGUUGCACACCAGAGUAUAACUGACUAUAAAUUUGAAAUCAGGCAAACACGACGACUUCGAGAUGCCGAACAAGAAAAAGAUCGAAUGUUGCUCAAGACUAUCAUAAAAGUUUGGAAAGAAAUAAAAUCCCUGCGUGACUUUCAGAAGUUUACUAAUACACCCAUGAAACUAUAUUUGCGAAAGGAAGAGGUUGACCGAAGAUCAGAUGAAAAAGCAUUUGAAGAAGAAAUUCAAGCUGAAAUAAAUGAACUUUUGGAAGAAUAUAUAGAAGAAUAUGAAAAAAACAUGGAAGAAUACAAAACUGCGUUACAAGAGUGGAAAUCCUGGAGGAAGGCAAAGAAAACCAAGAAAAACAAGAAAAAACAUUAUCAAGAUGAAGAAGAAGCAGUAAUGGCGGAGGACUCUGAACUUGGUGAGGAGCCUGUAAAACCUGUGCCUCCUAAACUGGUUGACAGGGUGGAUGUUGAACAGCAAGUUAGAGAAAAAGCUGUCACCAUCAGGAGGAAACCUGGAGAGCCUCUCUUGAUCCCUGAGUUGAGCCUGACAGGAAAUGUAACCCCAAAUGAGCUGUGUCCUCGGGCAGAAGUUUCACGACGAGAAGAUGUAAAGAAACGUUCGGUAUUUAUAAAAGUCCUUUUCAACACUAAAGAAGUCUCAAGGACUGUCACCCGGCAAAUAAGCUCAGACUUCAGAGUUCACUUUGGACAGAUUUUCAAUUUACAAAUAUUCAAUUUGCCAGAGAGUUUGAAGCUUCAGAUAUAUGAAACAGUAGGGCUCAGCAGUCCUAACGUAGUAGCAGAAGUGUUUAUACCCAUUCCUGAGACUACAGUUCUCACUGGUAGAGCUCCUGUAGAGGAAAUCGAGUUUAGCAGCAACCAGCGUGUGAUGUUGGACCAUGAAGGAGUCGGGAGUGGUGUGCCAUUCUCAUUUGAAGCUGAUGGUAGUAAUAAAAUUACUCUAAUGACCUCUGGCAAAGUGUCCAAUAGCAUUUCCUGGGCUGUUGGAGAAAAUGGCAUACCUUUAAUUCCUCCAGUAUCUCAGCAGAAUGCGGGAAUUCCAAGUGCUCUGAAAAAUAUUGAUGCCAUUGCAUCUAUUGGUGCAUCAGGUUUAACUGACAUGAAGAAACUAGCUAAAUGGGCAGCAGAAGCAAAGCUUGAUCCAAAUGACCCAAGCAAUGCAGCUUUGAUGCAACUGAUUAUGGUUGCCACUAGUGGAGAUACUUAUGUUCCUGAUUUCUUCAGACUAGAGCAGUUGCAGCAAGAAUUUAAUUUUGUUUCAGACGAGGAACUUAAUAAGUCAAAACGAUUUCGACUUCUGCAGCUCAGAAACAGAGAGGUGGCAGAGUUCCGAAACUACAAGCAGGUGCCUUUAAAUGACAGAGAAAUCAGUGAAAAAAUCUUCCAGGAUUAUGAAAGAAGGCUGCGUGAGAGGGAUAUAAUUGACUGCAAGGAUCACCUAGAUGCACACAGAGCCUUUGUUGCCAAAUAUCUCCAAAAGGUUAGAGAAUCAGUGAUAAACCGGUUUCUGGUAGCAAAACACCAUUUAUUACUUUCUGACCUGGUAAAUGAAGAGGAAGCUCCUAGCCUGGGUAUUUUAGGGCUCAGUCUCUUUAAAUUGGCGGAGCCAAAGCGACCUCUAAAGCCUAGAAGAAGAGAGAGGAAGAAAGUUACAGCACAGAAUCUAUCAGAUGGAGACGUAAAACUCCUGGUGAAUGUCAUUAGAGCUUAUGACAUUCCCGUGAGAAAACCAGUUCUGAGCAAACUUCAACAGCCAUCCAGAUCUUCAAGAUCCUUUAAUGAGAUGUUUGCAGCCUCUCCAUCACCUCAGAGCCCAACCCAUAGUAUAGAUUGGGCAUUUAACCAGGUGUUAGUCCGUCCUUUUGUAGAAGUUUCUUUUCAGCGAACAGUCUGCCGGACCACAACAGCAGAGGGACCAAACCCCAACUGGAAUGAGGAGCUGGAACUUCCAUUUAGAGCUCCCAAUGGUGACUACAGCACUACCAGUUUGCAAUCAGUGAAGGACGAAGUGUUUAUUAAUGUUUUUGAUGAAGUACUCUAUGAUAUCUUGGAGGAUGACCGUGAAAGAGAAAGUGGAAUCCAUACUCGUGUUGAGAGACACUGGCUGGGAUCUGUUAGGAUUCCAUUUACUACCGUAUAUUUUCAAGCAAGGAUUGAUGGUACAUUUAAGAUAGACAUUCCUCCAGUCCUUCUUGGCUACAUUAAAGAAAAGAAUCUAGGAAAUGAAAGAGGUUAUGAUUCCGUCCGAAGCCUCAGUGAGGGUUCCUAUAUAACACUGUUUGUUACUGUUGAACCACAGCUUAUUCCUGGAGAACCAAUUCGAGACAAGUUUGAUUCCCAGGAAGAUGAGAAAUUGCUCCGAGCAGCAGAAAAGUAUCAAGCUGAGUGUGCACUGAAAUUUCCAAGUCGCCGGUGCCUGACAACUGUUAUUGACAUCAAUGGGAAAACAGUCUUUAUUACCAGAUACAUCAAACCUCUGAAUCCACCACAGGAGCUUCUCAGUGCACACCCUAAUAAUUCUCAGGCAACAACAGAGUUGGUGGCUCGAUACGUUGCUUUGAUUCCUGUCUUGCCAGAUAGCGUAUCAUUUGCUGGAAUCUGUGACUUAUGGAGCACAUCAGAUCAAUUCCUUGAUCUUUUGGCUGGUGAUGAGGAAGAACAUGCUGUGCUCUUGUGCAAUUAUUUUCUUGGUAUAGGCAAAAAAGCCUGGCUUAUAAUUGGAAAUGCUAUCCCUGAGGGACCAACCACAUAUGUACUUACUUGGGAACAAAAUCAGUAUGUGAUAUGGAAUCCUAGUACUGGACGUUUUUAUGGACAAUUUGAUACUUUCUGUCCACUUCAAAAUGUGGGCUGCUUGAUUAGCUCUGAUAAUAUCUGGUUCAAUAUUCAGCAAUAUGAUUCCCCAGUACGGAUAAAUUUUGACAUCAGCAAACCCAAAUUAUGGAAGCCUUUCUUUUCAAGACGCUUACCAUAUCCUGGCCUCUCGAGCGUUCAGCCUGAAGAAUUAACUUACCAGCGGGCAGACAAAGCUGCUGCUUUAGAACUACAGGGCAGGAUUGAAAAGAUACUAAAAGAGAAAAUUAUGGAGUGGAGGCCCAGGCACCUCACUCGUUGGAACAGGUACUGCACCUCCACACUUCGUCAUUUCCUGCCCCUCUUGGAACAGAACCAAGGCAAAGACAUAGAAGAUGAUCACCAAGCAGAACUGCAAAAACAGCUGGGAGAUUACAGGGUCUCAGGAUUUCCCAUUCAUAUGCCAUAUUCUGAAGUGAGACCUUUAAUAGAAGCUGUACACAGUACUGGAGUUCACAACAUUGAUGUUUCAAAUGUGGAAUUUGCUCUUGCUGUUUAUGUCCAUGGUUAUCCAAAAAAUGUUCUCUCUGUGUGGAUUUACAUUGCUUCACUUGUGCGUAAUAGAUAACAGGAAGUUAAAGCAGAAUAAAAUCACAGCUAAAAGGUAUCAGCCCCACCAAAGAAAAGCUUUAGUGUAAAAAAUCAUUAUAUGAAGUAGUACUUAAAAUAAUCACUUCUUUCCAUUUGUGCAGUUUUGGAGGGGUCCUUCUCUCCCCUUCCCCCCAGUACAGUAAAAAUGCAUUCUUUAGUUUGUGUAUACCUGUGAGAGUAAGUUGCAAAGACCAAGGAAACCUAGAUGGUACAGAGGCUUAAAAUGCCAAUAACCCCUGGAAAGUUUUCUACACUACUUUGUCCUAACCCUGUUACUGUGAGAGCUGCUGCUAUGGUGUAAGAUUUCUCCCCAAAAAUGCCAAUAUAGACAUAAUUUUUAACCCCUUCCUUCUACCUUCUGGCCUUCUAUCUAGGCCUCAACAAAAAAGAGAUGAUUAGUGAAGAAGUAUGGCUAGUAAAAAUUAAAGCUAAAGCUUUGCUUCCCCAGGGAUUCUGCCUCAGUGGCUCCAAAACUGAUCUCCAAUUAGAUUAUUUUUCAGUUAAGAUACUAAUGAACAUUUGGGGCCCAAUUCUCUUCUUGCACUUGAAUGACUCAACUUCAGUGGAGAUAUUUUGAGUUUACACAAGUUUUUAAUGAAAGGACAGACCCUUCUCACACAUUAUUUCAGCAGACUGGCAAGGCACAUGUUGAACAGCUUCACACACAACGAGAAGCCACUGAUGAGAACACAACUGUGGCAUCUUUCACA
Messenger RNA from Gavialis gangeticus (Gharial), 5555 nucleotides. It is a transcript of the gene CC2D2A, whose product is annotated as coiled-coil and C2 domain containing 2A. The record is from RefSeq and is a predicted model, not a curated record. NCBI's taxonomy places the organism in Eukaryota, Metazoa, Chordata, Crocodylia, Gavialidae. The transcript is spliced from 34 exons. Gene Ontology annotation, cellular component: ciliary transition zone. Bases 272 to 4822 code for a protein of 1516 amino acids. Gene Ontology annotation, biological process: non-motile cilium assembly; protein localization to ciliary transition zone.